This is a messenger RNA of Leucoraja erinaceus (little skate), 12127 nucleotides long. It is a transcript of the gene rph3ab, whose product is annotated as rabphilin 3A homolog (mouse), b. Gene Ontology annotation, cellular component: membrane. Gene Ontology annotation, molecular function: small GTPase binding. Bases 283 to 2391 code for a protein of 702 amino acids. The record is from RefSeq and is a predicted model, not a curated record. Lineage: Eukaryota; Metazoa; Chordata; Chondrichthyes; Rajiformes; Rajidae. Gene Ontology annotation, biological process: intracellular protein transport. The transcript has 21 exons.
GGGGCGGAGGGUGACCCUGGCCGGACAGCGCUAACCCCGGGGGGAGAGUGGGGGCUGUCCCGAGGGAUCCUCUCCUUCCGCCGCUUACACCGGGUGUCUGAGUGUCCUUUGGUGCUCGGGUUCAGACCGCUUAGUCACCCUCCAGCCCCUGUUGUUCGUGGGAUGGGACUUGCCCUCAAUCCACGUCGGUUACGAAAAACAUUUGUAUCUUCUCUGUCUGUGAACAGUAGUGAUGUUGGCGUUUUUUAACAGGCACAGCCCUUUCUCAGCAAGUUUCCAGCCAUGACCAACACUGUAUUCGGGAACAAUACGACCCGCUGGGUCUGCCCUAAUGACCGGCAGCUCACUCUCCGAGCAAAGCUGGGGACCGGCUGGUCCGUGCACACGAACAAGACGGAGAAGCAGAGGAAGAGUGAGGAGCUGACCGAGGAAGAGAAGGAAAUCAUAAACAGGGUGAUCGCCCGGGCGGAGAAGAUGGAGGAGAUGGAGCAGGACCGAAUCGGCCGACUGAUGGACCGCUUGGACAGCAUGCGAAAGAACGUUCUUGGAGAUGGCCUCUCCCGCUGCAUCCUGUGCGGGGAGCAGCUCGGGCUGCUGGGAUCGCACUCUGUAGUGUGUGAAGACUGUAAAAAGAACGUUUGCACCAAAUGUGGAAUUGAAACACCCAGCCGACCCCGAUCCAUCUGGCUGUGCAAGAUUUGCAGCGAACAACGAGAGGUCUGGAAACGUUCUGGUGCUUGGUUCUUCAAGGGUUUGCCGAAGCAGGGUCUGCCUGAAUCAAUCCCUGUUGACAAGCAGAAUGCACAGCUGGUCAAAGCAGAACAUCCUUCACAGGAACCUCCCGGUGCUGAGCAGAACCCUUCCCACAACUGGACUCAGAGCAGAGGUCAAGCUGAAGGUGGUGCCCCAGCCGAGCACGGAGAUACGGAUGAGAAGGGAGGAAUCCGCAGAAAGUCAGGCAUGGAAGUCGAGCCUGGGCCUGCAGGCCGCGGUGCUCCCAGCUACACUUCUUCAGGAGCCUGGCCGGCAGAGCCACGCAUGGUGGCAGGCAGUGAAUGCGGAGGAGGUGAGGGUCAGGACGGGUACAGCGGUGACAUGGAGGGAAGCAGCAACAGGAGCCCAGCAGCCGGACGGCGCCACUCUCCAGCUCCAAGCUCCCGAGCUCCUGCUACCCAACACCAGGCUGCUGCUACACAGCCUCCCCAAGCAAGUGGCCCUGCAACCUAUAGACCAAGUCAGGGAUCAACUCCCAGAUACCCCGAGCAGAAGCCAACGGUGGGCUCCCCGGCCCUGUCACAUUCCGUGCCCAGUCAGCCCCCCCCAACAGUCGACUUGGGAUACGUGGCAGCGAAGGAAGAGAGAGGCGUCAGGCAAUCCAGCCAGUUUGCUGCACCCAGCGGCAGCCCCCCACUGCCUCCCUCCCACCAACAGCAACAGCAGGAUGAAGAGGAUGAGGAGGCUUAUGAUUCGGAUGAACCCACGACACUGGGAGCACUGGAGUUCAGUCUGACAUAUGACCAGGUCAACAACGCUCUGCACUGCACCAUCGUAAGAGCAAAGGGGCUGAAACCUAUGGAUUCUAAUGGCUUAGCUGAUCCGUAUGUGAAAGUUCAUCUCCUGCCUGGAGCCAGCAAGUCGAACAAGCUGCGCACAAAGACUCUGCGCAACACUCGAAACCCAGUGUGGAACGAGCGGCUAACGUACCAUGGAAUCACCGAGGAUGACAUGCUGAGGAAGACUCUCAGGAUCUCUGUCCUGGAUGAGGACAAAUUUGGUCACAAUGAAUUCAUUGGAGAGACCAGGGUUUCUCUGAAAAAACUCAAGCCUAAUCAAGUAAAGAACUUCAACAUCUGCCUGGAGAGAGUGGUGCCGGUUAAGCGAGGUUCUACGGCCAGCUCCUCACGAGGAAUGUCACUUUACGAGGAUGAGGCUGAGUGUGGUGCUGAAACGGAAGAGCGGGGCCGAAUCCUCAUCUCGCUCCUGUACAGCAGUCAGCAGGGCGGACUGAUCGUGGGAAUUAUACGCUGCGUUCAUUUGGCUGCCAUGGAUGCCAAUGGAUACUCUGACCCCUUUGUCAAAAUCUGUCUCAAGCCUGACAUGGGAAAAAAGGCCAAGCAAAAAACACAGAUCAAGAAAAAGACACUGAACCCUGAAUUUAAUGAGGAAUUCUUCUAUGACAUUAAGCACAGUGACCUGGCUAAGAAAACCCUGCAGUUUUCCGUGUGGGAUUACGACAUUGGCAAAACCAAUGAUUACAUCGGUAGUAUUAUUCUGGGCAUCAAUGCCAAAGGAGACUGCUUGAAGCACUGGUACGAAUGCCUGAAGAACAAGGAUAAGAAGACUGAACGCUGGCACACACUAUACAAUGCAAACCCUAUCCCCAGUGAUUGAGGAGUAUCCACUCGAGCCAAGGUUUUAUUUACCACCAUUAUUCACUUCCUUUACCAUUCCUCUUCUUUGUUCCUCUCCUCCUGCUUAAGUCACUUUGAUGAAGGGUCACCAGCUUCAUGAAAAAUAUUUAACCAACAUGAAUCCUUUGUUGACAUACUGGGACUAGGGUAGAAUACGUGUUUGGUACGGACUAGAAGGGUCGAGAUGGCCUGUUUCCGUGCUGUAAUUGUUAUAUGGUUACUCGAUAUGUGUUGACAUAAUCCCUCUGGAACAUCACCACAUCAGACAUGCAAGCUGCCACUGUGAGAAAAACUAUGCACGAUUCUUCCGGCAUUAUUUAUCUUAAAAAUGGGUGCCAAAUUAUGUACUGGAAAGAGUUUGUUCCAUUACGUUCCUACAUGGGUUUGUGUCUCUGUGUAGACUUUUAAGUAAAUAAACACACUCUGGUAAGAACAAGCUGAACUACACAUUGAGCUGAAGGGACCAUGUGCGCAUUUUGCUAGUUAAAUGCCAGGAUAUAUCUUUACCAGUACAGGCAGGAGACUCGUCUAUUGCCUCUGGGAAGCAACCCUCAGUUUUCAACCCCUCCUGCUGACCUACACUCACCAGGGCAGCUCUGGCACAGCUGGUAGAGAUGCUGCAUCACAGCGUCCGAGACCCAGUUUUGAUCCUGACCUUGGACGCUGUCGAUGGAGUUUACACAUCUCCCUCUGACGGCAUGCGUUUCCUCCGGGUGUUCCAGUUUCUUGGUUUCUUGGUCCUCCAAAAUAUUCCAAAUGGAAUAUUUCCUCCCACACCACAAACACAUGGGGUCUUUAAGUUAAUUUAUCUCUGUAAAUUUGCUCCUAAUGUGUAGGGAGUGGAGGAGAAAGUGGAAUAACAUAGAACUAGUGUGAACGACUGAUCGGUGUGAACUCAAUGGGCCGAAAGGCCUGUUUCCAUGUUUUAUGUCUAAACUAAAACUAAACUAAACUAAACACAACUUCACACCCAGGAGGCAGAUAGUACUUUGGGAAGGAAUUUGCCAGGAAUCCGACCUUUUUAAAUGGCGCAAGGAAUGGAAAGUGCUUCUUAGACAUUGUAUCCCAGUGGUUAAAGUUUGACUAAUUGCUGAGGUCAGAUGAUUUCUGUUCAGGUUUUUUACAGAAGGAAUUGAUGAUAUAAAUGCCAUAAAUAUAAUCUGCCAGAGAUUCGAGAACUGAUCCAUUAAAAUUGAAAAUUACGUACAACUCUUACUUAUUAAAGAUGAGGGAUGAGAAUCGGAAAUACUAGAUAGCCAGUCAUCUAGAAACUAUGGGUAGGGAUUGAGUGACUGGACCUUCUUGUAAACCUUUGAUUGAUCAGAGCGGCCUUACAUAGAGGGGGGGGAUCAUGCCUGUCACGGGAGUGGCAAGUUUAGGUUAGUAGUCUUAGUUCAGAUAAGAGAUCCAGCAUGGAAACAGGCCCUUCAGUCCACUGAGUUCGUGCCAACCAGGAAUCACCCAUAGGCUAGUUCUAUCAUACAUACUAGGGACAAUUUACAGAAGCCAAUUAAUCUACAAACCUGCACAUCUUUGUGAUGUGGGAGGAAACUGGAGCACCUGGAGAAAACCCACGUAGUCACAGCACGAGCAUACAACUCCAUACAGACAGCACCUGCAGUCAGGGUAGAGCUCGGGUCUCUGGUGCUGUAAGGCAGCAACUCUACCACUGCGUCAUCUCUGGAUGUUCUUUCUAAGGUCUUAAAGAGGUCAUUCCAUGAAGUCGCUCAUUGAGCUAGUUUAGUUUAGUGUAAUAUAUUAUUCUCAGCUGUACUGAGGUAUCCAGUCAGAGAAAAUACUAUACUUGAAUACAACCAAGCUGCCCACAGUGCACAAAUAAAGGAUAAAGGGCAAAACAGUUAGUGCAAAGUCUGAUAAAGUCGAAUUAUAAAUAAUUCAAAGGUCUCCAUUGAGGUAGAUGGUAGAUUGAAACUGAAAGCAGUUUAUUGAGCAAGCAAGGAAACUGCCAAACAGCAGCACAGUAAAUAGGGAUCAUGUGUGGGUAGUCACAUUGGCAGCACCUGGCACUGUGUUCAUCAAGGAUCUGGUUUGCUAGAACUGUUUACUAUAUUUAUGAAUUACUUAAAUGACAAGAAAGCCUUGAGUUCAAAUUUACUGAUAACACAAAAUAUUGCAUGCAGUGUAGACCAAAGCAUUAAUUGAGGGCUGCUGUACUUCAUCAAACAAUGUCAGCAUAGGCAAAUGUAAGGUCGUCCAUUUUGGACAUUAAAAAAGUAGCACUUCCAAACCAGUGAAAUGCUGGAAGCAGUGGAGGUCCAUGGAAACGUAGGGCAGAAGUGGAAGGAGAUGCCAGUGCACAUAGAUCAUUAAGAUGUCAUGGGAAAGUUAAAUGGCCGGAGGAGGCACACGUAGACCUGAUUUUCUUCAGCACUCCACAACUCCUCCUCAACAGAUGCUGCUCAAUCCGUUGAGUCCCUCCAGUAAUUUGCUUUAUGCUUGAGACUGAGAGGUCUGUGGCACAAGGAGAAAACAGUUAUGCUUCAGCUGUACAAAGCCCUGGCCGGAGUGCUAUGGGCAUUUCUGGGCACCACGUUUAGUUUAGCUUAUUGUAUUCCAAGGUACAGUGAAAAGCUUUUUUGUUGCGUGCUAUCCAGUCAGCGGAAAGACUAUACAUGAUUACAAUUAAGCCGUCCAUUGUGCACAGAUACAGGAUAACGUCAAUAACAUUUUAGGCAAGAUAAAGUCCAGUGAAGUCUGAUUAAAGGUAGUCCGAGGGUCUCCAAUGAGGUAGAUGGCAGGUCAGGCAUGAUAGGAUGAUGAGGAAGAACAUGCCAGGCUUGAAAGGUGUGUUCAAUUUCUUAUCUGGGCCUUCAAGCAUUAAAUUAAGAUGAAUAAUUAAACAAGUAGGGUUGCUGCUUCAAGGAAUUUCAAGUGGUUGAAGGCAAAUGGGUCACGGGAGUUUAAACAUUCUUUCUGCAAAUGAGAAUUUCUGUUCAAUCAAUUGUUAAUCUUUGAUUGGGAUAUUAAUAGAUCGUUGUUGAGCGACAAUACUCACCUAGUUGGUCACAAACCACAAAGGUGGCACGGUGGCGCAGCUGUAGAGCUGCUGCCUUACAGCGCCAGAGACCCGAGUUCGAUCCUGACAAUGAGUGGUGACUGUACGGAGUUUGUACAUUCUCCCAGUAACCCUGUCAGUUUUCUCCAGGUGCUCCGGUUUCCACCCACAUUCCAAGGACAUGCAGGUUUGUAUGUUAAUUGGCUUCUGUAAAUUACCCCUAGUGCGCAGGAUAGAACUAGUGUUUGGGUGAUUGCUGUUCGGCGUGGGUCUUAGUGGACCGAAGGACCUAUUUGUGCGCUGUAUCACACUCCUGUUCAAAUGUUUCUGGAUAAAAACCUAUACAGGUAAAGAUCCAAGUGUCGGAAAGGCCCCUUCAACCAAGAAAGGAACGGAGAUCAAUUCAGCAGCAACACCGUAAAGAAGGCAGCUUUAGAGAUUUAUUUUAGAGAGAUACAGCAUGGAAAUUGGCCCUUUGGUCCACCGAGUCCACUGGGUUAAAAUGGCCUGUUCAACCCAUCAUCCACGCAUUUGCACUAAUCUAAUCCAAGUGUAUUCUCUCCAUAUUGUUCCCCUUCAGCCACCUGCUGAAUGAGGUGGAAUCUCUGCCCCCAUGAUACUCAUGCCCCCAAAUUUAAAAAAUCCAUGUUGAUUAUUUCCAAUCCAAAUGUAUUUUUGACCAAAACUGUGACCGCAUGGGGUUGCUCCAGUAACCUCCCACAUCCCAAAGACGUACAGGUUUGUAGGUUAAUUGGCUUGUGUAAAUUGCCCCCAGUGUGUAAGACAUGGAACGAGUGCAAGCGAUGAUCGAUGGUCAGCGUUGACACGGUGGGCCAAAGGACCUGUUUCCACGCUAAUCUCUCUAAACUCUAAACCUCUACUGUUCCAUUUUCAGCAAUAUCAAGCCACAGACAAGGUGAAGAGACCAGUAUUAAAAGGGAAAUAAAUUAAAUUCAAGUGCUCAAAGCUGCAAUGGAAAACCACUGAACAUUUGUUGAUGAUUUGGUCAUUGUGACAUUUAGCUCCAACUGUAAAUAGGAAAAAGAAGGAGAUUGGGUCAUUUGUACUCGCCUUCCUUUGUGUGAGAUUAUAAUGCAGACUGUGUCCUUAUCUCAUUAACCCUGGAGCAAGGUUAUGACGUCAGCAGGAGGUGGUUCUGCGUUAGGAUGCCACUUAUCAUGAUCCGAAAGCUUGAAUCAUGAACUUGAAUCAAGGGAGAUUACUUUGGAUUGUACAGGGUAUGUGGCAGAGAGUCAGAGCAGUGAGCCCAGCCAAUCCAGGCUAGCAUAUAUGUGCUAUUACAGUCAAUGCAUGUUCCUGUAUUCCCUUCUCCCUCUUCGGCUUGUGCAGCCUCCUCAUAAUAUAGGCUCCUCAUACAGAACGGAAACAGGCCUUUCAGACCAACUGUGUAGGAAGGAACUGCAGGUACUAGUUUACAUGGAAGAUAGACACAAAAUGCUGGAUUACCUCUGCGGGUCAGGCAGCAUCUGUGGAGAAAAGGAAUAGGUGACGUUUCGGGUCGUGACCCUGACGGUGGUUCUGGCUGAGAUGGCACAAGGAGGGCAGUGCCCCCUUGGCACAUCUGGUAGGUUACCCCCCCCCCCCCCAGGUCCACGGGCUUGAGGUAGAUCUAUGGCUCAGAGUAAACGGAUCCACGUGCAGGUGGUGCUGGACACUGAGGUCGCCAUGAAUGGGCUCUCCAUGAAUGGGCUCUCUGUGGAUAGGUUGUCCAUGGAUGGGCUCUCCAUGGAUGGGCACUCAAUGGAUGGCCUGUUGCUGUGGUUACUGAGCUUGGCUCCACCAUCAUUCAUGGAUGAUCCAUAAUCAAAUGCUAUGGGGAGAAGGUGGGAAAAUGGAGUUGAGAGGUAAAGAUAGAUUAGCCAUGAUUGAAUGGUGGAGUGGACUCGUUGGGCUGAAUGGCCUAACUCUGUUCCUAUGACAUGAACUUAUGGAGACACUCUCAUCCCUUACCCUGGAGAGUUCAGAGUCACCUAAAUUUUGGAAAUUUAAUCAGAACAACAUCAGAUUGUCACUCGCGAGCAUUUUAGGGGAUUAAUACAAAAUCAGGUAAUAGUUAUGAUCUUGGUUUUAAUUAAAACCAUAUAAUUUUUAACUCUUGUGGCACAUCAACAAAUUCUACCUAUACCCACAUCUAAUGACCAUCCCUCAACAAGGAAUUCCCCUGAAAAGCAAUUUGGUUAUUAGGGCAAGAUUAUCUGAGCAUUGUGGAUUAAACCUCUUGGUAAUAUCAUGUGUUUUAAUUGUACAAACUAUUAAUUUCUAGCUUUUUCAGGCUUCUAACCCGUUAAGUUAGUGGUUUAAACAUGUGUAGAGUUAAUCUGUCCCUUGCAGAAUUAUUCUGUUUGUGCUUGGUGAAAAUGGAAGAUAUAUUGUUAUUCCUUCUGCAGUUCUUUAAGCCCUCAUCUGCUGCAGACUAAAUUCUUCUCCAGGCAUUUACCGCCUCGCAAAUAAAUACAACAUUAAAGCUACUUGUAAAUUUACGGCACUUCUAACAUAGUGAAACAGCCCAACGCAUUUCAUGGGAACAGAAUGUGACACUAAUUCAUAUAAUGCCAUUUUAGGAUAGACGAGAGUCAAGAGUGUUUUAUUGUCAUAUGUCCCAAAACAGAAUGAAACGGAACAAAACAGGUCAAACAAAACUGAAUUUUACAAAUGUCUUGAGGAAGGCACAGAGGUACAGAGAGGCGUAGGGAGAGAAUUCCAGAACGGUUUCCAGAGAUGAAUGGUGAGCAAAUUUAACUUUGUUCUUUCGUAGGCUGAUUGUAAACUUUAACUUCAAUAUUAAUGAGGCUGUACUAGCAAUUCAGUUGAUGUAGAAUGAAUGGCGCUCUCCUUUUUAUUUACUGGACUACCAUAGAGGCACAAAUUCCAAGUGUUCAGGGUUAAAGCUAAACAAUCUGAACUACACUGGGGGAACAUCUAAAUGCAUGAAAGUUCUCUGAAACAUUUUUUUAAAUUGGAUUGACAAAGAAUUGUUGCCUAAUACACACAUCUUCAUUAAGUGGAUAGUAGGAAGACUUUGGAAGAAAAAAUGCACAUACAGUGCCCUCCAUAAUGUUUGGGACAAAGACCCACCAUUUAUUUAUUUGCCUCUGUACUCCACAAUUUGAGAUUUGUAAUAGAAAAAAAAUCACAUGUGGUUAAAGUGCACAUUGUCAGAUUUUAUUAAAGGGUAUUUUUAUACAUUUUGGUUUCACCAUGUAGAAAUUACAACAGUGUUUAUACACAGUCCUCCCAUUUCAGGGCACCAUAAUGUUUGGGACACUUCAAUGUCAUGUGAAUGAAAGCAGUAAUGUUUAGUAUUUUGUUGCAUAUCCUUUGCAUGCAAUGACUGUUUGAAGUCUGCGAUUCAAGACAUCACCAGUUGCUGGGUGGGAGUCUUCUCUGGUGAUGCUCUGUCAGGCCUGUAUUUCAGCCAUCUUUAGCUUAUGCUUGUUUUGGGGGCUAGUCUCUUUCAGUUUUCUCUACAGCAUAUAAAAGGCAUGCUCAAUUGGGUUCAUAUCAUGUGAUUGACUUGGCCACUCAGGAAUUCACCAUUAUUUAACUUUGAAAAACUCCUUUGUUGCUUUAGCAGUAUAUUUGGGAUCAUUGUCUUGCUGUAGAAUGAACCGCUGGCCAAUGAGUUUUGAGGCAUUUGUUUGAACUUGAGCAGAUAGGAUGUGUCUAUACACUUCAGAAUUCAUUAUACUACUACCAUCAGCAGUUGUAUCAUCAGUGAAGAUAAGUGAGCCAGUACCUUCAGCAGCCAUACAUGCCCGGCCAUAACAUCCGCACCACCGUGUUUCACACAUGAGGUGGUAUGCUUUGGAUUUUUGGCAGUUCCUUCUCUCCUCCAUACUUUGCUCUUGCCAUCACUCUGAUAUAAGUUAAUCUUUGUCUCAUCUGUCCACAAGACCUUUUUCCAGAACUGUGGUUGCUCUUUUAAGUACUUCUUGGCAAACUGUAACCUGGCCAUCCUAUUUUUGUGGCUAACCAGUGGUUUGCAUCUUGCAGUGCAGCCUCUGUAUUUCUGUUCAUGGAGUCUUCUGCGGACUGUGGUCAUUGACAAAUCCAUACCUGACUCCUGAAGAGUGUUUCUGAUCCGUCGGACAGAUGUUUGGGGAUUUUUCUUUAUUAUAGAGAGAAUUUCUCUGUCAUCAGAUGUGGAGGUCUUCCUUGGCCUGCCAGUCUCUUUGCAAUUAGUAGGCUCACCGGUGCUCCCUUUCUUCUUAAUGAUGUUCCAAACAGUUGAUUUUGGUAUGCCUAGUAAGGUUUGGCUGAUGUCUCUAACAGUUUUUCUUGUUUCUCAGUCUCAUAAUGGUUUCUUUGACUUUCAUUGGCACAACUUUGGUCCUCAUGUUGAUAAACAGCAAUAAAAGUUUCCAAAGGUCAUGGAAAGACUGGAGGAAAGACUAGGUGCUGAGAACUCUCUUAUACCUGCAUUAAACACAUCUGAGCAAUUACAAACACCUGUGAAGCCAUAUGUCCCAAACAUUAUGGUGCCCUGAAAUGGGGGGACUACGUAUAAACACUGCUGUAAUUUCUACAUGGUGAAACCAAAAUGUAUAAAAAUGGCCUUUAUUAAAAUCUGACAAUGUGCACUUUAAUCACAUGUGAUUUUUUUUAUUACACAUCUCAAAUUGUGGAGUACAGAGGCAAAUAAAUAAAUGAUGGGUCUUUGUCCCAAACAUUAUGGAGGGCACUGUAACUCAAAAUAUUUCCACAAACAGGAAAAUCCAUCCCUUCUAAAUACAGAAUUAAUGAAAUAAACAUUGUCUUCCUGUUGUGCUUUUUAAAAACCUCCAACUCUGCCAAUGUUCGACCAAAGACUUUGAACCUGUAAGUCUUUUGAGGACAUCUUGUCCAACAGCCUGGAUAUAACAAUACGAGGAACAAGUGGGAAGAAACAAAUGGUGGUGUAAUGAUCUCGUACCUUAAGGUGUCUUGAAUUCUUUGGGAAUAAGAUACAAUACAGUAUUUAAUCAAAUGGGAUGGGAAUUGCUUGUCUUUAGUGUAAUUAAAUUCAUUUUCUGCUGAAUUAAUUGGCCAUGCAGUUUGACAGCUCUGAUGCCUUCUCUGGUGGCUCAUGGUCCACAGGUCCCCAUUGAGCUGACAGCUUGACUUCAAACCAAUUUAAUUUUCAUCACUGAAGUUUAAAUUUCAGGUGAACACUUUCUAGACUAGUGCAUUUGUAGACGUUUGUGACCGUAUUUAUAAUAUACAGUCGGGGUAACUUCACCCUACACCUAAUUUUAUCUAUUUUUGUAAAUAACGCUGUCUGGUGCAGGAUAGUAGAUUUGACUGUGCACAUCUCUGAGUAUGAGAAGUUAGUAAACUUAACAUUACAGUAUUACAGCACUAUGCAGCUGUGCUAGUGGGACAGCGUCCUGUCUAAACUCUGCUUCUAGAGCCUAUGUCCACCCUUUGAAUGCCACAUCUGAAGUUGGAUCUUUUAUUAUGUAGAUGAUUUUAGCCCUUAUUUCAUCCUUAUGCAUCCCUGAAGCGUAUCACAAUAUUACAGGACAUAUUUAGAUGUACAGCCACUAACGAUGGCAAGGUCACCAACUAUGAAUGAUCCACGGGCCGUCAGGCUAAUAUUCAUCCUGCAUCGCAGGACUGUCAGUACCGCUCUGUGAGGCUUUGUGGAGUGACAGUGACUCACUGGGGUUUCCAGGAGUAACACCAAGACUUGCUGUUAGCACAUUCACACUUGCUACGCUUUGGCAGAAUUGACCCACUGAGACUCCAUGUAGACUUGCCAAAACGUACCAAAUCUCACCAGGAUAAAAUGGAGCUUCCUGCAAACUUAUGAACAUGGAUUUACAGUUUCCCAAUAAAUGGGUUCUGUUCAUUUUUUACCAAAUCUCUACUAAUUGUCUUCCGUGUGGGUUUGUUUGGGGUUUGGGAGAGUAUUGGUUAAAGAGAACAUUUGGUGGGAAAAUGGAGAUCGUUACUUGCAAAGUUUUCUGCCCUUUGCUUUUCAGCGUUCGAAUGCACACUCUACUGUUUUCCAUAUCUACAACUUUCUGCUUGAGAUGGAUCUCAAACAGACCCUAUAAUCUCUGUCUCUUUGCUUCUCUUCAUCUCUCUGUAAUCUACUUGCUGCUAUGAAUGAAGGCAGUGCAUGUUGCUAUAUAUCAGGCACUUCUGACGACCACCUAAAAUUGAGGGCUUUUGUGGGGGGUGGGGGAUGAGAAAUAUUUUAGUUUCAAUGGGUAAUCUGAUCUAAUUUGAUGCUAAUAUUUUAAAGAUAUAUACAGAAAAUGCCUCUCGAUGUGCUGGUAGCAAAAGAUGUUUUAACGACUCUGCUAUACUGUAGCCCCUAGCUCUGUAUAUAAGCAGCAUGUGAUACCUUCUUAAUCAGCAUGUCCAAACUGAUUACCUUGGAAUCUGCAUGAUAUUUGGAGUGAAAUUGGGUUCAAGUAUGCUAAAAGGAAGUAAGACUUGAUUUUGUAUUGAGGUGCCUGCAAUAUUGAGAGCGUCUUCGUGUGCAUGUAGAUAUAAAACGCUAUUAACCACUUUCUCCUGAUGAUGCUUAUAAAGUGAUACCACACACUACUGCCUCGCUCUGUUGAUUUACACAUCCAGCCUUUGAAUCGCAAGUCUGACCUUAAAUCUGUGGAAUAACAAGGAACUGCAGAUGCUGUUUUUUCUAGAGAUCGAGACAAAAUGCUGUAGUAACUCCGAGAGACUCCUCCCA